Brachypodium distachyon (stiff brome) is the source of this 889-nucleotide messenger RNA. Its product is annotated as proline-rich receptor-like protein kinase PERK2. The record is from RefSeq and is a predicted model, not a curated record. Bases 126 to 647 code for a protein of 173 amino acids. Lineage: Eukaryota; Viridiplantae; Streptophyta; Magnoliopsida; Poales; Poaceae. The transcript has a single exon.
CUAGGUUCAUUGCAUAACAAAGCACCGCAGCAACCACCUUAAAUUAGCUUGGUGCCCCGGAGAGAGCUAGCCUAGCUAGGUGCGUAGUAACUCUCACUACGACCUAGCAAGCGCGCAUAUAUACAAUGGCUUCCGCUCCGAGCUUCAAUGCCGUGGCACUCGUCAUGGCCGUCGCCGUGCUCCUAGGCGGCGGCGGCGGCAGCACGUGCCAUGCGGCGAGGCUCCUCGCUGACAUACCGUCUUUGCCGAAUCCGACACUGCCAGCCUUGCCUCCGGGCAUUCCUGCGGUGCCGGCUUUGCCGUACCCGACUCCUACUAUUCCUUCGGUGCCCACGGUUCCGGGAGUCCCGGCUUUGCCUUACCCGACACCAAUUGUUCCUACGGUGCCAAGUGUUCCGGCCUUGCCGACCCCGACUAUUCCCACGGUCCCCGCCGUUCCGGGGGUGUCGGGCUUGCCGACCCCGACUAUUCCCACGGUGCCCACCGUUCCAGGGGUCCCGGACUUGCCGAACCCGACUAUUCCCAUGGUGCCACUACCACCGCUGCCGUCCACCCCUGGCAUUCCUAAGGUGCCAUUGCCGCCAUUGCCAUCGAUUCCCGGCGUACCCAUGCCAUCGUUCCUUGCGCCUCCACCAUCUACGCCCUAGGCAUGCGGAUCAUUGUCGCCCUGGCUGAUUUACUUGUGUAAUAUUGUCACGUUUAAUGUACGAUUAUUUGUUGGAUUGAGUAUGCAUAUAUAGGUGCAUUCCCAUAUGUGUUGUACAUGUGUGUGGUGCUCAGAAUUGUAACAAUCCUCUUGAAUGGUGUCAAUAGAGUUGUCUUGUUUGCCCGCAAGAAAGAAAAAAGGGAGCCAAGUAAAAUAAAUAUAAAUCAUAUGUUUUUUGUUGCA